Messenger RNA from Globicephala melas (long-finned pilot whale), 1596 nucleotides. RefSeq names its product superoxide dismutase 2 (gene SOD2). Gene Ontology annotation, biological process: superoxide metabolic process. The record is from RefSeq and is a predicted model, not a curated record. Gene Ontology annotation, cellular component: mitochondrion. NCBI's taxonomy places the organism in Eukaryota, Metazoa, Chordata, Mammalia, Artiodactyla, Delphinidae. Gene Ontology annotation, molecular function: superoxide dismutase activity; metal ion binding.
GGUCGAGGCGGGCGCAGGGGGCGGGGCCGCGGGGGGCGGCGGUGUACUUGCUGCGCAGCUCGCAGCUGAAGCCCGUCCUCGGCUGUCAGCGCGGCUUUGCGGUUCGAGCUCCAAGAGGCCUGCGGGCUGCGUCCACCAUGUUGUGCCGGGCGGCGUGCAGCGGAAGCAGGAAGCUGGUGCCGGGCCUGGGGGCUCUGGGCUCCCGGCGGAAGCAUAGCCUCCCCGACCUGCCGUACGACUAUGGCGCCCUGGAGCCCCACAUCAACGCGCAGAUCAUGCAGCUGCAUCACAGCAAGCACCACGCGGCCUACGUGAACAACCUGAACAUCGCCGAGGAGAAAUAUCGGGAGGCGCUGGAGAAGGGUGAUGUUACAGCUCAGGUAGCUCUACAGCCUGCAAUAAAGUUCAACGGCGGAGGCCACAUCAAUCAUAGCAUUUUCUGGACAAAUCUGAGCCCUAACGGUGGUGGAGAACCCAAAGGGGAGUUGCUGGAAGCCAUCAAACAUGACUUUGGUUCCUUCAAGAACUUUAAGGAGAAGUUGACCGCCGUAUCUGUUGGUGUCCAAGGCUCAGGCUGGGGCUGGCUCGGUUUCAGUAAGGAACAGGGCCGCUUACAGAUUGCUGCUUGUUCUAACCAGGAUCCCCUGCAAGGGACAACAGGUCUUAUUCCACUGCUGGGAAUUGAUGUGUGGGAGCAUGCUUAUUACCUUCAGUAUAAAAAUGUCAGGCCUGAUUAUCUGAAAGCCAUUUGGAAUGUAAUCAGCUGGGAGAAUGUAGCUGCGAGAUACACGGCCUGCAAAAAGUGAAACGUCAGCCUUACCCUGAGUGCAUCAGGCUCUUUAUGACUAUGUUUGUAGUAGUGCAGAGAACCACGUAUACCAGUAAGCUGCUCCACUGUAGUGUUUCUGAGUGUGGCUUAUUCAAAUAGUUGAUAAACAUAAUUUAGUGCUGUGAAUAAUCUCUUUUAAAAGCUUGUUAUUAGGCAACUGUUUGAAAAUGUUAAAUGCUUUGUAUAAUUUAAUCUUUUGAUUGAACAUUUUCUUCAGAGAGCUACAAUAGUUAGGAGAUUAUAAUUUUCAUCAUAAAACCAUGAAGGAUGUUUCAUCCCUAUACUGUUGGGGUGUCUAAGGAAGCCUUUCUAAUCCUGUUCUAUUGCAGUUACAGAAAAUCUGGUCUUUUGCCCCAUUUGUUUAAUAAUAAAAUAUUAAAUCUAUUUCCCAAGGGAAAUAUUCAGUUUUCUAUUGAAAAUUGCUCUUUUUGUAGGUAAUCCUCUGUCCAGUAUUACUUCGGGUGGGUGUCACCCAGGGGUCUUUAGUUACUUAUGAUCACAGGUUCUGCAGGGUUAACACUAACCAUUUCGUCAUUAAAAAUAUAUAUAGGGCUUCCCUGGUGGCGCAGUGGUUGAGAGUCCGCCUGCCGAUGCAGGGGACGUGGGUUCGUGCCCCGGUCUGGGAGGAUCCCACAUGCCGCGGAGCGGCUGGGCCCGUGAGCCAUGGCCGCUGAGCCUGCGCGUCUGGAGCCUGUGCUCCGCAACGGGAGAGGUCACAGCAGUGAGAGGCCCGCGUAACGCAAAAAAAAAAAAAAAAAAAUAUAUAA